Aplysia californica (California sea hare) is the source of this 1537-nucleotide messenger RNA. RefSeq names its product dopamine D-1 like receptor (gene dop1). Lineage: Eukaryota; Metazoa; Mollusca; Gastropoda; Aplysiida; Aplysiidae. The record is from RefSeq and is marked provisional. Gene Ontology annotation, molecular function: G protein-coupled receptor activity. Gene Ontology annotation, biological process: adenylate cyclase-activating adrenergic receptor signaling pathway. Gene Ontology annotation, cellular component: membrane.
GUUACUUUUUCAAAGUAAAUGUGCCAUUGUUUACUGCGUAUUCAUUGUCCAGCACACAAACUUCAAAUGUUCGUUCCAGCAUACUCUGAAGCAAAGCGACCACCGCAUGAUCUCUCGUCCAGCUCUUCCAGAGUGUAAUGUGGAUCUGAUUCUGUCUGAGGUGGACAUGCUCACAUGAUCAUGAACUUCAAACUCACGAACCCAACGUACUUUCUGACCUCAGGAGAAGGUCAACCCAGCAGCAGCUUGCCAGAUCAUGCUGUCACCUCGUCCAAUCAAAGCGGGGCGCCCGUGGUGGAUGACACCUCACCUGAGGAAGACGAUGUGGGGAUCAAAGUGCUCAAAGGAAUGUUCUUUUCCUUCUGCAUUCUCCUCGCGAUCAGUGGCAACCUCUUAGUUUGUGCAGCCGUUUUCACAGAGCGGAGGCUGAAGCGGGUCAAGAACAACUACUUCAUCGUGUCCCUGGCAGUGGCUGAUCUCUUGGUAGCCUGUGCAGUCAUGACUUUUGCCUUGACCAACGAUGUAUUUCAUGAAUGGUUGUUUGGACCCGUCUUUUGUCACACCUGGAUUUCUUUUGACAUAAUGUGCUCUACUGCCUCGAUUCUUAACUUGUGCGUUAUUAGUUUUGAUCGUUACAUUCACAUCCACAAGGCUUUGUAUUACGACACGUGGAUGACCACAUGUAAAGCUCUGGUGCUCAUCAUUUCUGUGUGGAUUCUCUCCGCUCUCAUUUCUAUCUUGCCUGUUCACUUGGGUUGGUACAAACGCACUUCCUCACCCUCACCCAAUGUUCUGAACAACGACAAAACCCUAAGCUUCAACACCACGACCUCAUCUCACAUUAUGGGCCCCAAACCACAGUGCAUCAUGGAGCUGAACUUUGUCUACGCUCUUGUUUCCUCCAGCAUUUCCUUCUACGUCCCUUGUCUCGUUAUGCUCGUCAUAUACUUCAAACUGUUCCUUUUCGCGCGUUCGCACGCCGUCAGCAUUAAGUCCAUGAAGCGCCCGGAGCUGUCUGCGGGCGGACAACCGGUCUCCGACGGAUCUUCACGCUCCUCCAAACGGGCGUCUGAUUACAAGGCGGCCUUCACAUUGGGAGUCAUCACAGGCGUAUUUCUCAUCUGCUGGCUCCCUUUUUUCAUCAUCAACCCCAUCGCGGCGUACGAUCCGACGCUGAUACCUCACAAAGUCUUCGUCGUCGUUACAUGGCUUGGUUAUGCCAAUUCGUGUUGCAACCCCAUCAUCUACUCAAUUUUUAACGCAGAGUAUCGUAAGGCCUUCAGGCGUAUUCUUUGUCAGUGCACACGUGGGAGAGAGUCUGAUGGGGUAAGUAGUGGAAUAUAUCUUACGUCAAUAUCAAAAUUUUCAUCAUCUCGUAACAAGUUUCGGAAGUCCGAAUACGAGGCACACAGCUCGGCCAAUGGGUCAGUUCUGAGAAAUACAAGCAAAGACGAUUUAUCCAAGGACAACACACCGAGAAAUGAGGUUAUGGAAGUGAUGACUGUGGAAAGGAAUGCGGCUUGCUAAGAUGCGAGUU